AUGAAUCGUCACCUCACUGUACUUGGGGGAACUGGCUUUUUAGGUCAACAUAUUUGCAAAACUGCUAUUCAAAAAGGUUGGACAGUUACAUCAUUAAGCCGAAAAGGAAAACCAGAGUGUGCAGGACAUAAUUCAAGUGUUCCAGAAUGGCUAAAACAAGUAAAUUGGUGUAAAGGUGACUUAAAAGAUGAAAUUUUGGUUAAAGAACAUAUAAAAAAAAGUUCUGCCAUUGUAUACUCUGUAGGAACUCUAUUAGAAUCACAAUACAAGCAUUUCCUAUCUGCAAAAGAUCUUUUAUCCCUUACUUUUCAGCCAUCUCAUGAUGAAAAUUUAAGCUAUAAUAAAUUAAAUAGAGAUUUUGCAAUUCAAGUAGCCGAUGAAGUAUCAAGAAUUAAUACGAACAUGCCUUUCGUUUAUCUUUCAGCAGCAGGUGGUUUUCCAGGUAUCCCUAGAAGAUACAUUGAGUCAAAAAGAGAAGCCGAGGAUUAUAUUUGCUCUCUUCCAAAUAUAAGACCCAUUAUUAUGAGACCAGGUUUUAUGUAUUCAAAAGAACGACCCAUCUCUAUGCCUCUUGCUUGCAUUAUUAAUACAAUUUCUAAUGUAAACAGAUUAUUUGACAAAAAAAUACCAUUCAUAGAUGCAGUGGGAGUUAAGCCUUUGAAAGUAGAAACUGUUGCAGAUGCAAUUAUUCAAUCCAUUCACGACGAAACAUUUAAAGGUAUUGCAAGUAUACAACAUAUUGAAAAAUUAGCAACAGUGUUGUAA
Messenger RNA from Pneumocystis jirovecii RU7, 765 nucleotides. RefSeq names its product ubiquinone biosynthesis protein COQ11. Gene Ontology annotation, cellular component: mitochondrion. Lineage: Eukaryota; Fungi; Ascomycota; Pneumocystomycetes; Pneumocystales; Pneumocystaceae. The record is from RefSeq and is a predicted model, not a curated record. The transcript has 5 exons. Gene Ontology annotation, molecular function: protein-containing complex binding. The coding region runs from base 1 to 765 and encodes 254 amino acids.